AUGGAUGCUACGUUCCUCAACCUCCGCUGCCUCCUCUUUCUCCUCUGCCUUCUCUCCCAUCCGAAAGCUGGCGCCGUGGACGAGCGUCAACUUCUUUUGAAGUUCAAGUCUACAUUCGAAAAUCCAAGCACCAACAGAAUCCUCAACACAUGGAACUCCUCAAAUCCUGUGUGUAGUUUCAGCGGAGUUGUCUGCAAUGGAAAGAAGUACGUUCGAGAAAUCGACCUUACGGAUCAAAACUUAUCCGGGUGUCUGGUGCUGGACGACAUAUGCCAGCUCAAGUUUUUGGAAAAGCUGGUGUUGAGAAACAAUGCUUUUCAUCCACGUCUCUUCCCAAGUGAAGUCUUCAACCUCAAGAAUCUCACAUUGCUUGACUCGGCGAACUGUAGCCUCCAAGGACCAGUUCCAAAGAGUUUUGGAAACCUCUCGGAGCUUACAAUCUUGGACCUAUCUUAUAACAACAUGGUCGGGGAAAUUCCAUCCGAGGUUGGCAAGCUCACCAAGCUGUGGCAGCUCGAGCUCUACGGCAACCACUUGAACGGAACGCUUCCUUUCGGGCUAAGAAACCUCACAAACCUGGAGAAUUUCGACCCCUCAAUGAACUUAUUCGAAGGGAAUUUGUCGGAGUUCCGAUUCUCGAAGAACAUAGUUUCUUUGCCGUUGUACGAGAACAAUUUAUCUGGAGAAGUGCCAGCUGAGUUUGGAGAAUUCAAGAAGCUUGUGGACCUCUCUUUGUACAAAAACAUGUUGACCGGUCCUCUGCCUCAGAAACUAGGCUCUUGGUCUAAAGUUGACUACAUUGAUCUAUCUGAGAAUUUCUUGACGGGAACUAUUCCGCCUGAUAUGUGCAAGAUGGGGACGAUGAAUAAUCUUUUGUUCGUGCAGAACAAGCUCUCUGGCGAAAUUCCUCAAAAUUACGCCAAGUGUACGACGUUGAAAAGGUUCAGAGUCAACAACAACUUGCUCUAUGGUGUUGUUCCUCCUGGGAUCUGGGGCCUGCCUCAUGCAGAAAUCAUUGACAUUAGAUCGAAUCGAUUUGAAGGUCCGAUUACUUCUCAUAUCGGAAAAGCUAGGACGCUUGCUUUGCUGUUCGUGAGUUAUAAUCAACUAUCUGGUGAAUUGCCAGAUGAGAUUUCCAAAGCAACAUCUUUGGUGUCGAUUGUUUUGGAUAACAAUAGCUUUUCGGGUAGAAUUCCGAGGAGUCUUGGUGAUCUGAAGCAUCUGGGUGUUCUGUAUUUGCAAAGCAACAUGUUCUCUGCGUCAAUACCAAAGUCUUUAGGAAGGUGUUUUCUCCUGAGCGACGUGAACAUGGCCCACAACUUGCUUUCUGGUGAAAUCCCGUCAUCCUUAGGCUCACUCCCAUCCUUGAACUCCCUAAACUUAUCACAUAAUCAGCUUUCCGGUCAAAUUCCAGAAACAUUAGCAUCCUUAAUGCUACGAAUUCUUGACUUGACGCACAAUGGACUCACUGGUGUCAUACCAAAAGCUUUGUCGAUUGCAGCCUACAAGAGUAGCUUUUCUGGUAACCCCGGUUUCUGCAGCAUGUAG
This is a messenger RNA of Prunus dulcis (almond), 1548 nucleotides long. Its product is annotated as receptor-like protein kinase 7. The record is from RefSeq and is a predicted model, not a curated record. NCBI's taxonomy places the organism in Eukaryota, Viridiplantae, Streptophyta, Magnoliopsida, Rosales, Rosaceae. Bases 1 to 1548 code for a protein of 515 amino acids. The transcript has a single exon. Gene Ontology annotation, molecular function: protein binding.